UCUUACUCUCGAUUAUUAAGCCUUUGGUGGAAUUAGACGUUUCCUCGUUUAUUAUCAGCUGUCCCACAUUCCAUUGCAGUUUUUUAAGUUUUUUUUUUUACACCUCCAUCUUUUUCUUUGCUAUUUAAUUAUUUUAUAAACUGUUCCUUAUCAAACGUGCCUACAUCAAAUCAUUUGAAAAUGAGGCUCAAGUCACUGGAAUUUUCUAGUUUUCUAUCCAUCAUCGAUCGCAGGUACUAACCUCUGAAUGUACAGUGUGAAAAAAGAUAUCUCCUUGUAUAGAAAUACUAUUUGUUAUUUUGAGCAGUCAAUUUUAUUUUCUUUUCUACUAUGAAAAUAAAUAAUAUGUAAUCGUACUCUUUAAUCCUGCGGCUUUCUGUUUCUCUUUCCCUUUUAUAUAUUAUCAUUUUCAUUUUGAAAGAAUGGCAGAAAUCGAUUCUGACAAGAUCAACAGCAGCAACCCACAAGUAUAAAAAGAUCUCUUCCAAUAUGAUAGAUGGACAGUUUAGAUAGAUACAUGCCUUCAGAUGUCUUGCCUCUUCAUAUGCUUUAACUAUAAUUGGACUCUUAUGUAUGUUUUUUCAGUUUCUGUAUGAUUAAAGCAAAGAUUUGGCUGUCGAAUCAAUGGCAACGUACUUUCAUGGUAACCCAGAAAUCCAAGCUUCUGAUGGGAUGCAAACCCUCUAUCUUAUGAACCCAAACUACGUACCCUACUCUGACACAACAAUCCUCCUCAACCCAGCCGGCAACGCGCUAAACCCUUCUAACGUAUCCCACGCACCGCCAUCCAACAACCAUCAACUUCCCCUUGUCGGUGUAUCACUCCCUUCACCAUCUCCCCACCUCUCUCAAACCAAUUCUGAGGAUGUCAACGACCGUUCAUCUUUUCAUGGCAUCUUCUCUGGUGUCCACCCCGACUUAUGGGCUUCGAUCGAACAGAAUUCAGCCCCUAACCACCCACAGAUUGUCACUUUGGCCGCUCCAGGCGAUGGUAGUCAAGUGGAGUUGCGGCGACCGGUGGCUUCUUCGUGCAGGCAAGGGUUGUCACUGAGCCUCUCUUCACAGCAAGGAGUUUAUAAUAGGCCAAUAAAUGUUGAAGUUGACAUGCAAGGUCGAGGACAAGUUGGUCUAACGAUGGUAUCUGUGAAUUCUCCAUCUUCGGUUUCUGUUGUUUCGAAUGGGAUUUCAAGUACGCCAAGUGUUGUUUUGGGGUCUAAGUACUUGAAGGCUGCGCAAGAGCUUCUUGAUGAAGUUGUUAAUGUUGGGAAUAUGAUGUCUUACUCACCAAAAGCGAGCAAAGAAAAGAUGAAGUUAAGUAAAGAAACGACGGUUGUAACUGGAGAAGGGUCGUCGAAUGGUAGUGAAAGUAGUAGUGCUAAGAUUGCAGCUGAGUUAACAACAGCACAAAGACAAGAGCUUCAAAUAAAGAAGGGAAAACUUGUUAGCAUGCUUGAUGAGGUUGAGCAACGAUACAGGCAGUACCACCUCCAAAUGCAAUUAGCAGUGUCCUCAUUCGAGCAGACGGCAGGUUUUGGUUCAGCAAAAUCCUACACUUCUCUGGCUUUGCGGACAAUCUCAAAGCAAUUCCGGUGUCUUAAAGAUGCAAUUUCUGGACAAAUCAAAGCCACAAGGAAGAAAUUAGGUGAAGAAGAUUUCUUAGGAGCAAAGUUUGAGAGCUUGAGACUCAAAUAUGUUGAUCAUCAAAUUCGACAACAACGAGUUCUACAACAGUUAGGAAUGAUGCAGCAUAAUGCUUGGAGACCUCAGAGAGGGUUGCCUGAACGAGCCGUUUCAGUUCUUCGUGCUUGGCUCUUUGAACACUUCCUUCACCCGUAUCCUAAGGAUUCAGAUAAAGUCAUUCUCGCAAAGCAAACAGGGCUUACCAGGAGCCAGGUGUCUAAUUGGUUUAUAAAUGCUCGAGUUCGCCUCUGGAAGCCAAUGGUAGAAGAAAUGUACUUGGAGGAAAUGAAGGAACAAGAACAAAAUGGUUUUGAGCAGAAUGCAAGCAGAACCAAGCAGAAGGAGUCAUUUAAACUGGAGCAAGUAAAAGCAUUUCAAGAUAAAGCAAAAAAAUCAACCAACCAAAAUGCUUCUCCUACUAAACUUUCAAACUCAACAAUAUCGGCGUCCCCCGUGGGAGGAACCCUUCACCCACAAACUGGAUUCAAUCUCAUUGGAUCAUCUGACCUUGAAGGGGUUGUUCAAAGAAAUGCAAAGAGACCAAGGAGUAGUCCUCAUGACAUGAAUAACUCAAUCGAAAUGGAAUUGAAACAAGGUAACCCAAGCAGGUAUAUAAUUGGGAACAAAUUUGGUGGUGAAAGGCUGAGCAAGGAUGGGUACUCGUUAAUAACAAGCACCACCAACCAUGGCGGUGGACUUGGAGCUUAUACAAUGGGAGAGAUGGAAAGGUUUAAUCCAGAUCAACUGGCUCCAAGAUUUCAUGGAAAUGGUGUUUCACUCACUCUUGGCCUUCCCCAUGGUGAAAACCUUUCUGUGUCAGGAAACCAACAAAAUCUACUCUCCAAUAUUCAGUUGGGAAGAGGGCUCGAAUUAGGAACAAGCGAACCUGAUAAUUUCUGUGGCAUUAACUCACCACAACCUUCUCAUUCGAAUGCCGGUUUUGAAAACAUUGAUAUUCAAAACAGAAAGAGGUUUUCUGCCCAAAUGUUGCCAGAUUUUGUGACCUAAAGGUUUCCAUGCAGAGCGUCAACUUUCAACCUAUAUUUUAGCGUAUCUCUCCUUUCAGUUUUUACAUGCUGCACGGUAAUUAUAUUUAUGUUAAAUGACUACUCAAAUACAGGCCAAGAUUAUAGAAAAGAUUUGGAGGAUUCGUCUUCCCAAGUUCUGAUAAUUUUUAGGCUGCAGGCUGGCACGAGUGUAGGAGAAGGAUGCUUUGAG
Pistacia vera is the source of this 2898-nucleotide messenger RNA. RefSeq names its product BEL1-like homeodomain protein 1. Gene Ontology annotation, biological process: regulation of transcription by RNA polymerase II. The coding region runs from base 625 to 2688 and encodes 687 amino acids. The record is from RefSeq and is a predicted model, not a curated record. Gene Ontology annotation, molecular function: RNA polymerase II cis-regulatory region sequence-specific DNA binding; DNA-binding transcription factor activity, RNA polymerase II-specific. The transcript has 5 exons. Lineage: Eukaryota; Viridiplantae; Streptophyta; Magnoliopsida; Sapindales; Anacardiaceae.